CUGACAUUCUCUCCCCCCUCAAACUUUUCAGGAACAGCUUUAUAGUUCAAUCACAAAUAUUAUAUAUAAUAUACUGUAAUUGAAUUAUAGUAAAAAUUGAGAAUUAGUAUAUUUAAACCAUUGUUUAUAUAUUUUACAAUGGGUAAUAUAAAUAGUACUGACGAAAUCCUCUGUUCAUACAGUAUAUUAUAUAUAUAUCUCUUCAUUGUAAUUUUCUAUUCUUUUUAUUUUUCGUCAUGGGUAAGAAAUUUUAUGAAACUAAAGAAGGUUACGACGUGAUAAUAUAUGCUGGUGAAAAAUCAUAUAUAAAAGAAUUUCAUACUCAUUCAUUCGUAUUAAGAACACAAUCCAAAUUUUUAAAAAGAAAUUUAUUACAAAAUAUGGUGUCAAAAAAAAAAGAUGAUUAUUUUAUUAUAAAUUCAAAUAAUUCACCUGAAGUAUUUGAAAUUAAUUUUAAGAUGUUUCAGGUUGUGGGAAUAUACAGGAUGACGCUGUUGCAGUUUUGCGAUAGAUUGCAAUACGCUAACCUUUCAGCUCAGAACGUUUGUUUUUCGGUCAAGAAACGAAAGCUUUGUUGCUCUCCCAAACGAUCUGUUUUUAUCGGAGGAAAUCUGAUGAAAGUGAACAAAAAACAAUUAACAGAAAGUAUAAACUCUAUAAUGGAAACAAUGAAUUUUGACGUUAAUAAUUAUCAUAUUCUAAAGGGGCAAGACAGCGAUUUUAAUAAAAAGCUGGCAGCUGUCACAGAUGACAACGAAGAUAACGAAACUAUGAAACCGACUUGGACACUCACAACCGACUUUUAUGUGGCAGAGAAUAGUUUUAUCGUAAAUGUGAAGCUAUCAGUUGUAUUUUUGUCAAAAUAA
Rhizophagus irregularis DAOM 181602=DAOM 197198 is the source of this 866-nucleotide messenger RNA. Lineage: Eukaryota; Fungi; Glomeromycota; Glomeromycetes; Glomerales; Glomeraceae. The record is from RefSeq and is a predicted model, not a curated record.